Messenger RNA from Pseudonaja textilis, 659 nucleotides. NCBI's taxonomy places the organism in Eukaryota, Metazoa, Chordata, Lepidosauria, Squamata, Elapidae. The record is from RefSeq and is a predicted model, not a curated record.
AUCAUUUUGACCAAAGCAUGGAACCUGUGCUAGAGCUACCAAAGGCCUUGGAAGAGAAAGCGGACUCACCAGGUGAUCACGGAAGCCAGGAUCCCACCUUUCUCAAAGGAGGCAACGGGGCAGCUGUCCAAGGGCAGCCUUCACCCUGUGGCGAAGAGCCUCCGUGCCAGCAGCUCUCCUUCCGACAGGAGACCCUGGACCAGCAGGUCUUGGAGUACAUGGAGGUGGCUCUUUUCCUGAGCCCAGAAGAACAGCAGAGGCGAUGGCUUGCUAUUCUGACCACUUUUCUGAAGGCCUGUGAGCAGUCAGAUGGCAGCAUCAAUUUUCCAAAUAUCCAGCUUUUAGCAAGUGAAACUUCGAGUUUUCUGGUGAAAGAAAUCAAGAAGAAAAUGAAUGGAAACUCAGUAGAAGACGCUCGACUGCUUGUGUGGCAAUUUCUGCAGUGGAAGGGAGAGCUGGAUUCUGAUGGUUACCUGCUGCUAAAAUCAAUCUACUCUCUUUCACUCUACACCUCGGUAAGAGAAAGACUUAAAGAAUUUAAGGAUGUGUAUUUUCAACAACAUAGUCCCUGUGGGCUUUCUUACUGCUGGCAAAAUGGAGGAUUAUGUUUGAAACAAGAGACCUGCUUCAUCUUAUGGGCAUCGAUGCUCCAAGAGUGA